AUGAUGGAAGCCGACACCCGCGUCGAGGAUUUUCUCGACGACAAGCUGCAGACUCCAGCCGACUUGGCACACAUCGAUACCCUCCUUAGCGCUGUCGAAUUACAGCGCAGCCAGCUACAAUCCCAGCUCGACGACGCGACCCGCGCCCUGGAUGAAGCCCGACGGGUGGCUGCCGACCGGUCUGCGGCGCUCGCUGCCCAGAUCGCCGAGUUUGACAAACUGCAAAAGGGCAUCGAUGUGCGUCUGAGGAUUGUCUCGGCGUCUGAUGCGCCUGAUGCGGCAGUUCGCAGGUUGGAAAGACCCCUGAAGCAGCUGGAGAGCGUUGAGCUUGCGUAUAAGUAUUUGAUGUUACUGCAGGAUGUGGAGGGUUUAAGAGAGGAGGCCAGGAAGUGUCUGCCUGGGGAUCCAAGGAAAGCUCUGGAGCCAUAUGGCCGUUUGAAGGAACUUGCGCUGAGGCUAAAGAAGCUGCAGGAGGAGGCAGAUGGGGCAGCUGUUUUCUUGGUUAGCCACGUCGAGACCGCUGUGGAUAGGUUGUGGGAGGAGAUGAAGGGCAUUAUGAGGACUGAGCUGGAGAGAGUGUUGGAGAAAAGGAAAUGGCCGGCUCAGGUGUCGCCGGAGAGCGAGAUUGAUGAGGAGUGGCUGCAGUGCUUCGAGAAGCUUUUGGACCUCCAGCUUCCCGAAAUACUCCAUGCUGCCAGCACGCCCAAACCAGAGGUGGUGACGUUGCUAGCCAUGGAUGUCAUGACUGACAUAUUUGUCAAGGAAUUCCGCUUCCACUUCCUCAGCGACAAGCCAACCAGCGCCCCGCAAGUCAUUGGGCAGCACUGCUUCCCCUGGGUGCUGAAUCUGCUUGAGAAGUGGGAGGACUUCUUCCGGGAUAACUUCUCCCCUUUGCUGGCAGCCAAGUUCGCUGACACACCAGCCGCUCGCAAGAUGGUUUACAUGGACCCAGUCUGCGCCUUCAUCUCCUCUCUUCUACCCGUCAUUCGCGAGAAAGUCACUCGCACGCUGGAGCAGACUCAAGGCGACACCGCCUUCCUAAGCAGCCUUCUCUCCCAGCUCAUGACCUUCGACGACCAACUGCGCUCCUCCUAUGCCUACGAUGGCGGUCUAGACUCCGAAGAAUGGGGAGGCCUAACCGCCGAGGUCCUCGCCACACACUUUCGGACUUGGCUUGAGGCCGAAAAGAUAUAUGCUCUGGACCGCUACCACGAAAUCAUGGCCACCCAGGAUUGCCGUCAAAUCGACUACGACUUUGCCGGUCCGGGAAAGACGAAGCCCACGUUUGGCGCCGUGCGCGUGACAGACUUGCUAAGGUCUAUUACCCAGCAGUACUGUCGCGUGCGCAAAUUCGGGCAUAAGCUGCGCUUCCUGAUCGAUAUCCAGUUGACUAUCCUUGAUGAGUAUCACGACGCGUUGCGGGGGUCGCUUGAGGCGUAUCUGAGCUUAACCUCGACUGUUGGACGCGCGUUCGGUGUGUCCAAGGAGCAGCUCGCUGCUUUGGAGGGGACCGGCGCUUUGGAGGCACUGUGUAAGGUUUAUGGAAGCGCAGAUCAUAUCGUAAACACGCUCCGGGAGUGGAGUAACGACGAGUUUUUUGUUGCUUUGUGGCAGGAGCUGCAGGAUAGGGCCAAGGCUGCCUCGAAGAACAACUCAUCUUCGGGAGCUGGUCAUAAGAAGAGGGAGAGCUUAAGUGUGGGCAUCAGUUAUGACCAAAUCAAAGACCGCACGUCGGCCGCGGUCGGAUCGGAUGAUGAGGAGGGCGUUUUGUUUGACGAGACUAUUGCGGCGUACAGCCAAAGGAGGAAGAGGGCUGAGGAGUUUUUGGCGGAUGCGCUGGUCGAUUCGCACAAGAAGGCUUUCAAGGCGUAUCUACAUCGGCCUAAUUGGAGCACCGUUGCUGAGGAUGCCGACCUGGCCAUUACCCCUGAGCUGGACGAGCCUCUGAGAAUCCUCCAACGCGACCUAGCCUUCCUCCGCCGCGCCCUGGGCACUGCCCCCCUCCGGCGCAUCUGGCGUUCGGCCCUGGACCGUCUCAACUCCAUGCUGUGGACCGACGUCCUUAUGAGCGCGCGGUUUACCUCCGCCGGCGCAGCCCAAUUCGCCCGCGACAUAAACGCCAUUGUCUCGCUCGUCGAGCGAUACCUUCCCGAUGUGGGCUCGGGCUCGUUGGCCGCGCUGGGCGAGGCGCUGCAGCUGCUUACUCUGCCAGCAAAACUGCCCGAGGGCCAGGAAGCAGGCUUGACCUUAAAGUCGGCCACAGACAGGGUGUUUACGGAUAAUGCGCAGGCGAAGAAAGUGCUGGAGGAGAUGGGGCUGGAGAUCUUGAGCCCAGCGAAUGCACGGCAGAUUUUGCAACGAAGGGUUGAGAAUGCGGAGUAA
This is a messenger RNA of Thermochaetoides thermophila DSM 1495, 2382 nucleotides long. RefSeq lists its product as uncharacterized. Gene Ontology annotation, biological process: retrograde vesicle-mediated transport, Golgi to endoplasmic reticulum; regulation of ER to Golgi vesicle-mediated transport; endoplasmic reticulum to Golgi vesicle-mediated transport. Gene Ontology annotation, cellular component: Dsl1/NZR complex. Lineage: Eukaryota; Fungi; Ascomycota; Sordariomycetes; Sordariales; Chaetomiaceae. The record is from RefSeq and is a predicted model, not a curated record. The coding region runs from base 1 to 2382 and encodes 793 amino acids. The transcript is spliced from 3 exons.